This is a messenger RNA of Acanthochromis polyacanthus (spiny chromis), 5336 nucleotides long. Its product is annotated as bromodomain-containing protein 3. The record is from RefSeq and is a predicted model, not a curated record. NCBI's taxonomy places the organism in Eukaryota, Metazoa, Chordata, Actinopteri, Pomacentridae. Gene Ontology annotation, biological process: chromatin remodeling; regulation of DNA-templated transcription. Gene Ontology annotation, cellular component: chromatin; nucleus.
CAUCGAUGAUGCUGCUCGGCACUGCGCCUGCGCACACGGUGGACAGCUGAUAACUCAUCUAUUAUGCUACUUGGCUAAAAUAUAAACGUUGGAGAAACCGGACGGUAAUCCGCCGCUGGACGCAUCGGAGCACCGAAACACAAAGUUGUGCGAUGGGAGUUUGUCUCCUCGAAGGAAACAUCGAGCUGAAGCCUCCCCAGCAGCACCUGGACUGAACUGAACACACCCCCACCUCACACCUGUGUGCCCUCACACACACACACACACACACACACACACACACACACACACACACACACACACACACACACCCUCCUCCUGCAGAGGGAGUUUGUUUUCUCACCUCCAGGCCGAACCCUGCCGUCCCACGGUGCAUUGCUGCGUCUCCACCGUCCACCAUGUCGGACGCCCCUGAGGCUGCUCCCCCCAGCCCCCCAGCCCUCACCAACCCCCCCCCUGAGGUCACCAACCCCACCAAGCCGGGCAGGAAGACCAACCAGCUGCAGUACAUGCAGAACGUGGUGGUGAAGACUCUGUGGAAGCAUCAGUUCGCCUGGCCCUUCUACCAGCCGGUGGACGCCAUCAAGCUGUGUCUGGCGGACUAUCACAAGGUGAUCAAGAACCCCAUGGACAUGGGAACCAUCAAGAAACGUCUGGAGAACAACUACUACUGGAGCGCCAGUGAAGCCAUGCAGGACUUCAACACCAUGUUCACCAACUGUUACAUCUACAACAAGCCUACAGAUGACAUCGUCCUCAUGGCUCAGGCUUUAGAGAAGAUUUUCCUACAGAAAGUAGCUCAGAUGCCUCAAGAAGAAGUCGCUCUGCUGCCUCCAGCUCCGAAAGGCAAGAACAAGAGCAAGCAGCCGGCCGCUACUACAGUGAGUCAGCAGGCCGAGUCUUCAGCCUCCCCUCCCCCCUCCUACCCCUCCCCCUCACCUUCUCAGACACCUGUCAUCUCGACCACGCCCACACCUGUACAGGCUACGCCCCCCGUGUCUGCCCCGCAGCCCCCGGCAACCAUGAUGCCAUCUGCACAGCCUGUUGUCAAGAAGAAAGGUGUGAAGAGGAAAGCCGACACCACCACUCCGACCACGUCAGCAAUCUCCGCCGGUCGCGCCGACUCUCCGUCCGCUCAGGACACCAAACCGGCCAAACUUGGCUCCUCUCGCCGUGAAGCUGCCGCUCGCCCGGCAAAGACCCGGCGGGAGACGGGUGAGGAGGUGGCGGGAGGAGAGGUUGGUGGAGGUGGUGGCGUGGCGGGCGGGAGGAAAGGCGGGAAGCUGGGUGAACAGAUGAAGCACUGCGACGCCAUCCUGAAAGAGAUGCUGUCGAAGAAACACGCCGCCUACGCCUGGCCCUUCUACAAGCCAGUGGACGCCGAGGCGCUGGAGCUGCACGACUACCACGACAUCAUCAAACACCCCAUGGACCUCAGUACUGUCCGGAAAAAGAUGGAUAAAGGAGAGUACAGCGACCCUCAGAGCUUCGCCACCGACGUCAGGUUAAUGUUCUCCAACUGUUACAAGUACAAUCCUCCAGACCACGAGGUGGUGGCCAUGGCCCGCAAGCUGCAGGAUGUGUUUGAGAUGCGGUUCGCAAAGAUCCCAGAUGAGGGCCUGGAGGCGUCGGUUCCUUCUACCACCCCUUUGGUCAGUAAAAGCACCGCCUCCUCUGACAGCAGCAACAACUCCUCCUCUGACGAAUCGUCUGACUCUGAGGAGGAGCGAGCCACGCGAUUGGCUGAGCUUCAGGAGCAGGUUGGUGCUGCCGACCAAUCACAGUUGAAGGCGGUGCACGAGCAGCUGGCCGUCCUGUCCCAGGCUCCGGUCAGUAAGCCAAAGAAGAAGAAAGAGAAGAAAGACAAGGAGAAGAAGAAGGAUAAGGACAAAGAAAAAGGGAACAAGACCAAGAUGGAGGAGGAGAAGAAGCCGAAGGCCGCCGCCCAGCAGCCCAAACCAGCCAAUCAGAAGAAGGCACCCGCCAGAAAAGCCAACAGCACGGUGAAUGCCACCAGGCAACCGAAGAAAGGCAGCAAGACGUCGGGUGGCGGCUCCGCCAACGGCGACGAUGGCGAGGAGUCAUCGCUGCCGAUGUCGUAUGACGAGAAGCGCCAGCUGAGCCUGGACAUCAACCGGCUGCCAGGAGAGAAGCUGGGUCGAGUCGUCCACAUCAUCCAGUCUAGAGAGCCAUCGCUGAGGGACUCCAACCCCGACGAGAUCGAGAUCGACUUCGAGACGCUCAAACCCUCCACACUCCGAGAGCUGGAGCGCUACGUCAAGUCCUGCCUGCAGAAGAAGCAGAGGAAGCUCCUGCAGAAGGCAGCAGGAGGCGGGGCCUCUGGAGGCGGGGCUAGUCGUUUGAGUGGCAGCUCCUCUUCCUCCUCUGAUGACAGCUCCUCAACAGGAACCUCCUCUUCCUCCGACACAGACUGAACACACACACACAGACACACACGUUACUGAACACACACACACAGAGGUUUAUUCACACACACACGCACACACUCACACACACGUGUAAACUUCCAUCCUGGACAAACACACAAACAAGACAGAGAUACACACUCUGAACUUCUUACCAUAGACACACACACACACAUGCGCACGCCCAGACGUGGAGACUGUAUGUAAAUAGGCUGAACCGUUUUUUAGCUCCUAGUGUUGUUUCGUUUUUCCUGGAGGACGCAGACAGACACCAGAGGAGGAGCAGAAGAAGAACGCAGCGACGUCCAGCAGCAAGAGAAGAAGAAGGAGGAGCGGUGGGCGGAGCCAGCAGGCGGGGAGGCGGGAUCUGGAGAUGAAUGAGGUGUUCUUCCUCCUCCUCUGGUGGGUGGCGGCUGGCGGUGACCCCUGACCUCUGGACACAUUCCUGGAGCAUCAUGGGAGACGAGGGCAGGUGACCUCGGGGGGGUUCUGGAUGUUGAUCGAUUGGGAACGAGGAGAGACAAUAAUGUCGGUUUGGUUUGAAGACAUUUGGCUGCAGAGAGACGAUCCGCUACAAUCCAGAAACAUUGAUCACUUCCUUAUCGAUUAGUCUGAUCACGUACGUCAUUUAGGUUCCAAACAAUCCCAAACCAAAGAUAAUCAGUUCAACUUUGAGCUCAUUCCUCCAAUCAGAUUCUGAGUCAGCCCAAGAUUCCUUCACUUCUCAGUGUGUUGAUUAAAAUAAAUGGUGAAAACAUAGUUUGUAACUUCCUGUCUGAGCAUCUUCACGUCUGAGAAGCUGGAGCCGGUGAAUGUUUGGAGGGUUCCUCAGAAACCUGCAGGAAAGAAUCUACGAAUCAAGUUAACGGAAACAAUCUGAAGUGUUGUGGACAGGUAAAGGUGUUUAGUUCCUCUCAGACUCAGCUGGAACCUCUUCAGACUGCUCUGGAUCGUCUCUCUGCUCACUGGGAUGUCUGCUUGUAGAAUCCUGCCCCCUGCUGGUCCUGCAGGGCGUCACACUGCAGCCACAAACUUUUCUUUUUUUAACACUACAUUUACUUUUAUUUUCUUUGAUUUUUCAGGUUGUGUGCUGAACUUGUUUGUGUCUUAUAAGGUUCUCUAUAUAAAGAUGUAUUUGUACCGCUGUCCUGUUCAAAGCCCCGCCCCCUCGCCAAAUCAACCACUCAUACUGUAAAGACCGACCGGUUCCGGCUCCCGUUCUUUUAAAGCUUCUUAUUUUAGCCCAAAACGAUAAAAGUCUGUCCGACAAACGACUCGUAUUUAUUCAUCAGCUCGUGUUUUUAUGAUUUUUAGUGUCCCAGAGUAAAACCAAACAUUCACCAGGAGCUCCAGAGCAGUCUCCUGAUUGGCUGCAGCAGCUCUGAUCGAUAACCAAUAAGGAGAUUGAUUGGCUUCCUUCAGGCGAUCAUGUGACCUGCCAUUGGGUGGUAUGUCAUCAGUAGGUUGAGGAAGUGAUGUCGUGAUAGUAUCUGUCAGUCAAUCGUGUGUUUGAUUAAGACUCUGUUCUGGUUCCAGGUUCUCGAAUUCUUGAGAUCUAGAGCCUCUGAUUGGCUCUGCUUCAUUCUGGGAUUUAUUGUCACGUGAUUGAAGAUCAUGAGGUCAUUGGUUUUUGAUUGGUUGGAGGUGGGUUCUCGUCAGCUUCCUGCUUCUUCACAUCUCCGAUCAUCUUGUGACGUCUCAGUGAUGAAAGUUUGGUUUUAUGAGCAGUGACGAUCGACCUUGAGCCCAGUGACGACAGCGUGUCCAACAUUAUUCAGAAUCUGCCUUAAAUGAGAUAAAAUGACUAAAAAUGGUCCAAAAUCACCUGAGACUGGUCUAGAACAAUUUAUAGAUGAUCCAGUGUGCUUCAAGCUCAUCUAGAAUGUCUCAAAACCUGAGUCAGCAUUGUAGCCAAAAAUAUUAUGGGAUGUAUCCGAGUGUGAACAGUUUAGAGUCCGAGAAACAAUCAUUGGUUCCUUGGAUGUGGUUCUGGUUUCUGAUAAUUCACCAGAGGAACCUUUAAAAAGUGAUAAAUCUGGACCCACCUCUAUGGACUUCAAGGACCUGGAAUGUUCUCAGUGAGACUAAACCUAAAGACUGGAAGCAGGAAAGGAGAACGUCCCCUGGAGAAAGUUCUAGAGCAGACCUACGACAACUGUUGUCGGUAGGUCUGCUCUCGAACUUUCUCCAGUUGUCGGUAGGUCUGCUCUCGAACUUUCUCCAGUUGUCGGUAGGUCUACUCUUGAACUUUCUCCAGGGGACGUUCUCCUCUAUGGAGUUCAAGGGUGUGGAACUCUGGAGAUGUCCCCAGUCUGAAGGCAGAACUCUGAUCGUUGAUAAAGUUCCAUCACAACAAUCCUGACCAAUGAGGUGUGAGAUCUGUUUUAACUGGUUGGACGAGCUGCCGAGGAGCUAUCUGAUUGGCUCGGGCUUCAUUCUGGGAUUUAUUGUCACGUGAUUGAAGAUCAUGAGGUCAUUGGUUUUUGAUUGGUUGGAGGUUGGUUCUCGUCAGCUUCUUGCUUCUUCACGUCUCCGAUCAUCUCGUGACAUCUCAGUGAUGAAAGUUUGGUUUUAUCGGACAGUCGGACAGCCCGUUGCCACAGUAACCCUCCUCUGUUUGUUUUUAGUUGAUGGUCGAGCUUUGACGCUAAUAGUUAAUUUUGUAUUUUAAUAAGAAAAAGGAAAAAAGUGAUUUUAUGUAUUUGCAUGCACUCCGGCCGUACGUUCUUUCUUCCGUAUGUUUGAGCACUGUAUAGUAGCUGUAUAGUAGCUGUCUGAGGUUAGAUGGAACUAGAGGCAGAGAGGACGAACCGGCGAAAACCAACAAGUGAAUUAUUUGAUGUAAUUACUGAUAUGGGAUCCUUAUUUUCUGAGUUCAUUUGUUUUCAUAAAUAAACACGUAAACCGACA